This is a messenger RNA of Cavenderia fasciculata, 177 nucleotides long. RefSeq lists its product as uncharacterized. The record is from RefSeq and is a predicted model, not a curated record. The coding region runs from base 1 to 177 and encodes 58 amino acids. Lineage: Eukaryota; Evosea; Eumycetozoa; Acytosteliales; Cavenderiaceae. The transcript has a single exon.
AUGUUAAACACAGAAUCAUUCUCACACACAUUUGAAUACGAAUGCGAAGAGGAUAUUAUAGAAACACUUGCCAUCGUCUUUUCAGGUGUACCAUUAGAGGAUUACCGAUACUGGAGAGAAACAUACGCUCUUUUUAAUGAACAAGAACAAACCAUAAUUCGGUCAUCAACAACUUGA